AUGGCCGAAAGACCACCCGUCUAUUUUCAAGAACUUCUAAAGCUCGCUGAUGUUGGAAUCCGUCAGCAAAAUAUUACUUCGGAGAAUGUUACAAUGGAAUCUGACAAAAAUAUUGUGGUCAGAGAAAUGGUAUGACUUUCUUUAUUUGAAAAUAUUAUUUCGAUUUCAUUAAUUUGAAUAUUUUCUAGAUUGACAAUAAACAACAAGUUGUAAUAAUUGAAUUAGAUGAACCACAAAAUCCAACUCGACUUUCAAUUUCUGCUGAUUCUGUUAUUAUGCAUCCAACUGCCAAUGUUUUGGCGCUCAAAUGUUAGUUUACACAUAAAAAUUGGUUGAGACACAGCAUUCUUUGUUCCAACCCCUUAGAAUACUGUAGAUCAACUAUUGUAGACUUUUGUGGAUGAAUACUGUUCUUGAAUUACUUAGUUACAGUAUCGUGAUCUACAGCAUUCGUAAAAUAAAAAUAAACCUGUAGAUCAACCACUGUAGAUUUUUGAAAAUCAAUGCUCGGUAAGCUGAUCUACAGUACGUGGGCAUAUAGUACUUCCUUGUUUUGUUAAAUAACGAGAUGUUUUUACAGCUGGAAAAACACUGCAAAUUUACAUUAUUGAAUCGAAAGCGAUUGUGAAGGAACAUCAAAAUAAUGAAGAUGUUGUUUUUUGGAAAUGGAUUAAUGAAACAACGAUUGCUUUUGUUACUGAAACAGCUGUUUAUCAUUGGUCGAUUGAAUGUAAGAUUUUCAAUUUGUUUCUCACAGAUCCUCAUACAAUCUAAUUUUCAGGUGAUGCGGCGCCUGUGAAAAUGUUCGAUCAUCAUCUUUCACUUUCCGGAACUCAAAUCAUAAAUUAUCUUUCUGAUGCUGAUUCAAAAUGGCUUGUUCUUAUUGGAAUAUCUGCAAAAGAUAAUCGAGUUGUUGGAAACAUGCAAUUGUACAGUACCCAAACAAAAGUAUCUCAACCAAUCGAUGGACAUGCCGCUUGUUUUGUUCGAUUCAAACUCGAAGGAAAUCCAUUUCCAUCAAAUUUAUUAUGUUUCUCAGUCAAAAAUGAAGCCGGUGGAAAAUUGCAUAUAAUUGAAGUUGGAUCGCCAGCGGCUGGAAAUCAACCAUUCCAGAAAAAGAAUGUUGAUGUACCAUAUACGGAUGAAAAUCAACAAGAUUUCCCAGUUUCGAUGCAGGUAAAUACUUUUGAUUUUUUUUGGCAUAAGAUUUCACAUUAAAAAUCUAUUAUUUCAGGUUUUUCUAAAGAAGGAAUAA
Messenger RNA from Caenorhabditis angaria, 1255 nucleotides. Lineage: Eukaryota; Metazoa; Nematoda; Chromadorea; Rhabditida; Rhabditidae. The record is from the annotation of a GenBank genome assembly.